AUGACCAGCCUGUCGUUGGUACUGCUGUUUGCUGUUACCCACGCUCUCGUGUGCCAGGCGUCACCGGCCUACGAGAUCCUGCAAGUCGCUGACGAGGAGGGUGUGAGUGAGGGUCUGAAAUCGGAGGGAGCAGAAGAGCAGGAAGCGGUGCAAGAGCAGGAGGAGGAGGAGGAUGAGAAGAGGUCAAGUGAAUUGAAGGCAGAUGCUGAGGAGCUGGAGACUGGGUUGGUUGAAGGUGUUUUGGCUCCUGCGCGCGGUAGACGCGGCAUAUUAUGCGUUCGCAUUUGUAUUGGCAGAAUUUGCAGAGUUGCCUGUAGACGUGUUUAACCGCAUCGACACUUACAAUAAAGAUCCUGUUUUGAUUAAUGAGCCAUUUAUUCUUGCAACAUGCGAAGAUGCUCGGGCGGUUUGGAGGAGCAUUGCGGGAUGAGUAGGCUGCAAUCAGUUUUGUUUCGGAUGAACUAAUUAGACAAAAGCAGGGAGAAGGGGCAUGCCACCGUCAACUCUUCCCGCGUGUGAAUUGCCGCAAAAUUAAAAGCUUGUCUUUUUCACUGAUUAAUCCACUUGAUUGCAGUCCUCGCCAAAGUACCAUGCAGCCUUGAUGCAUCUCUGCAUGGAACGUCAUCUUCCCAUAUGAGCUCCGGAGGAAGGUUAGUAAAGAAGACGAAGGAGAGUGAACUUACUCCGUGUGAUUUUGUAGAUGAACGCAAAGAUAUCCAUGCGGCGGCGAUCGUUAGCGUUCAUCUGUUGCAUCCUGAAUCUGGAUGCCAUAUUAUUGGAGGAGGAGGAGGAGGAGGAGGAGGAGGAGACAUUUGGAGACACGUUUAGUGAUGCCUCCAAUGACCUUGAAACCAUAUGCAUCGCCAAAAUGGAAAGUCUGUUUAGAAUCUGA
Messenger RNA from Spirometra erinaceieuropaei, 892 nucleotides. The record is from the annotation of a GenBank genome assembly. NCBI's taxonomy places the organism in Eukaryota, Metazoa, Platyhelminthes, Cestoda, Diphyllobothriidea, Diphyllobothriidae.